AUGUUAUGUUGCUGUCUUUGCUUGUUGGAAUUUUUCUGCCGGAUGAGGGGAGCUCCCGGCGUGACGCAUACAAUGGAAAGUUCAUUGACCCCUCCAAAGAUGAUCCUUACCGCCUACCUAGACUGGAUGAGCCCCAGUGCCCCCCCCGAAGAAUCCCACGACGUUGGUGGCAGUGGCGCUUAUCCAUCGCGCCUGCCCAAUGGACCACCGCACCCCAAUGUGGAAAGCGCAAGGCACACCAGUGCUUUGAGACUCUGUUUCUCUACUUCUCUGCUUCUCUUAGGUUGUCUCCCUCUCGAUUUCUUUCAAGGUUGGAACUUUCUCUCGUCCGUUGCCCAAACGAGGCAGUUAACAGUGACUCACCUCCUGUACUGCGUUUGCUGCGGUCUGUACCUACUCGACCUAAGGUACCUCAGUGUUUACUUUUUUGCCAAUCUCAAGGUUGCCGAACGGUCAAGUGAGAUCAUCUUCACACAACUUGUCUCUUCUCCUUUUUCAACAGAGAAAGGGACAGCACAAGCGUCGUUCUUUGUCGUCCUUUCCAUGUUCAUUGCCCGAAGGGCACUUUUCUUCGCUUCUAGACAAUCCCCCCUCACUUUCAACAAACCCUUUACCACAACAAUGGCGACAGCAAACGCGAUGAAUGCCGAGGCAGUCAUGCCCAAGGUCCCCUAUGUUGCCCAGGACGCCGGAAAGGUCUCAGAGAUGGUUCACGCCCUAAACGACGCAAAGGCCUACAACAAGUUUGCAAAGUCAAAGGGCGGUGGCUUCUCCUGCAAGAAGACGUCUUUCGACGUCAAGAACUCCCAGGAUGGUGUCACUGUCGACUCCUGGAAAAUGCAGGAAUGGGACUACAAGAAGAGAGGCCUGCCCACCUACGCCAGAGGUCUCUUCACAGCAAGAAACCGCCGAAACGAGCAUGAGAUUGUGACGCGAGGCUACGACAAGUUCUUCAACGUCGGCGAGGUCAAUGAGACAAAGUGGGAAAACAUCAUCCCGAGAACAAAGGGCCCCUACGAGCUCACCCUCAAGGAGAACGGCUGCAUCAUCUUCAUUUCCGGCUUGGAGGAUGGUACGCUGCUGGUAUGCAGCAAGCACUCUACAGGUGAUAGGGCCGACGCCGAGCUUAGCCAUGCUACUGCCGGAGAGCGCAUGAUUGAGAAGCAGCUCGCUGCCCUGGGAAAGACAAAAGAGGACUUGGCCAGGGAGCUCCGGGACCGGAAUUCCACUGCUGUGGCCGAACUCUGCGACGACUCCUUUGAGGAGCACAUCCUCGAGUACGGUCCGGACAAAGCCGGCCUCUACAUCCACGGCAUCAACUUGAAUCUCCCCGAGUUUGCCACCUACCCCAGCGCCCUCGUUCAGAGUUUCGGCAACGACUGGGGCUUCAAGAAUGUCGGCUUGAUCGUCAUGGACGAUGUCAACGAGGUCAAGAAGUUUCUCGAGGAGGUGGCAGAGACGGGCGCCUACGGCGACCGCGACGUUGAGGGAUUCGUAAUCCGCUGCAAGGAGAGUUACAACCCGGAGUCUGUUCCCUACCGCGACUGGUUCUUCAAGUACAAGUUUGAGGAGCCCUAUCUGAUGUACCGCCAAUGGCGCGAGUGCACAAAAGCAAUGAUCUCCGGAAAGCCGCCCCGCUACAAGAAGCACAUCAAGAUCACCGAGGAGUACCUCCUUUACGCCCGCCGGCGCCUUCAGGCCGACCCCAAGCUCGCCCAGCUCUACCAGCAAAACCACGGUAUCAUCGCUCUCCGCAACGACUUCCUCGCCUACAAGAACAUGAAGGGCUCCGACGCCGCUAAUCUCGAGCUUGAGGAUGGGCCCAACAACGUCAACGCAGAUGUCACCGGAGACGUGAUCCUGUGCCCCAUUGCCACCAUCGGCUGCGGCAAGACUACUAUCGCCGUCGCCCUACAGCAGCUAUUCAACUGGGGCCACGUGCAGAACGACAAUAUCUCAGGCAAGGGCCGGCCGCCUCGCUUCACAAAGGCCAUUCUCGACCUCCUCAAAGAUCAUCCCGUCGUUAUCGGCGACCGCAACAAUGCCCAGAAGCAUGAGCGCAAGCAGAUCAUCACCGAUGUAAAGGUCCAGCACCAGACGGCCCGCCUUGUGGCUCUCUACUUCGCCCACGACAACUCCAACGUCGACGAGGUCCGGCGUAUCACCCAGGAGCGUGUUAUUGCCCGCGGCGAUAACCACCAGACCAUCCACGCCGCCACCGACGCGUCAAAAUUCCUCGGCGUCAUGGAAGGCUUCAUCAGCCGCUUCGAGCCGCUGACCGCCUUCUCUCCACCCGACGAUGGCUUCGACAACGUCAUCAACCUCGACCCCACCGCCGGCAGCCGCGAGAACCUCGAGAAGGUCAUCACCGAGCUACACCGCAUGUACCCUAACCUCGUCUCCGAGGUCCCCUCCGCCGAGCAGCUCGACAAAGCCAUCCAGUCCGCCUUUAUUGAGUACAAGCCCGAGUUCAAGCACAACAUUCCGGACCGCGGUCCCCGCAAGGACAAGCAGGGCCAGCAGCAGCAGGCGGGUCCCAAGCCGAAGAAGAAGAAGCCUCUUGAGUACAUGUCCGUCGAGGUGCAGUCCCAGGAAGUCCGCGGCGUCCUCGACGGCGCCUUCAACAAGGUUGACGCCUCCACCUCCCGCUUCUACAAGCAGCUUCACCAGACCCGCCGCGUCCAGCCCAAAUUUCACGUCACGCUCAUGCACCGCGCCAGUUCAAAGGACAACGCGGAGCUGUGGUCAAAGUACCUCGCCCUAUUCGCCGAGGCGGAAAAGGAAAAUGGUACCCAGGACCAGGCCAACAUCCGCCCCUUGGGCGAGUGCUCCGUCGAGCUCGAGCGGGUGGUCUUUGACGACCGCGUCAUGGCCAUGGUUGUCCGGCUAGUCGACCCGACAGGCCAGUGGAAGUGCACAAACAACGUCGCCCACAUCACCGUCGGCACCCGCGACGACGCCGUCAAGCCAAAGGAGAGCAACGACCUCCUCGCCCGCUGGCUGGACAAGGGCACCGGCGGCGAGACGGGGAUCCAGGAAGUCGUCUUUGAUAACAAGCCCAACCUGGAGGGAGUCGUCCGGGGCGUUCUCUCAAGGUAA
This is a messenger RNA of Colletotrichum lupini, 3099 nucleotides long. RefSeq names its product fungal tRNA ligase adenylyltransferase. Gene Ontology annotation, cellular component: nuclear inner membrane. The transcript is spliced from 6 exons. Gene Ontology annotation, biological process: tRNA splicing, via endonucleolytic cleavage and ligation. Gene Ontology annotation, molecular function: ATP binding; RNA ligase (ATP) activity. The record is from RefSeq and is a predicted model, not a curated record. Lineage: Eukaryota; Fungi; Ascomycota; Sordariomycetes; Glomerellales; Glomerellaceae. Bases 1 to 3099 code for a protein of 1032 amino acids.